Molecule: messenger RNA, 3706 nt
Organism: Solenopsis invicta (red fire ant)
Lineage: Eukaryota; Metazoa; Arthropoda; Insecta; Hymenoptera; Formicidae
Product: tumor protein D54
Exons: 6
Coding region: 1071-2153 (360 amino acids)
Cellular component (GO): cytoplasm
Source: RefSeq, a predicted model, not a curated record
AUAUUUAAUAUAAAAAUAAUAUUAAGCGCUUAUAGGGUAAAAGCUGCCCAACUGGAGUUCCUUUGUUUCUUCUUUUUUUCGAUUGUGGAUUUCCAUAGACUUCGUAGAAUUAUAAUACCAAGUUCUAUAUUUCUUGAUGGAGAACCAAGGCCACCUGUUUGUUCCCUCCUUUCCUUUCCUUUCCUCUUCUUCUCCCUCUCUUCUUGCCCCUUCCUCUCUCGUCCUCUCACUACUCGUUUCCUGCUCAGGUAGAGCAAGAGCCGUGUCUAGAUUUCUCUGAAACCUCUGGUGGCGUUCUCGGCAACGUCGACGUCGUUCUCAAAGCACAGCUGUUAGUCGUGUGUGCACACGUCAGUGCACGUGGUCGCAUUUUCUGAAACGUCACUAAUACGCGGUUUGAAUUGCUUGUUAAAUUAAUCAUGCAUCGCGACGUAGAUCUGAAAAUCGAUCCAGUUGGAAAGAAAGCCGAUCGCGCAAGCGUUUAAGUUACUGCUUUUAAAGUCCGCGUAAUACUUUGCUAGUUUAGUAAGAUGUGAGUGAUCGAGUGUGAUAAAUUAAUUGUGAUGAACGCCGAAUUUCUCAAUCAUGAUUAUGUGAGAGGAGAUGUGCCUCUGUAAUUUUUAAUUCUCAAUGGUUACUUCUCUAUUUUCAAUUCUGGACUAUGUUGCAAUUUCAUUGUGAUGAAUACGAUAUAUACGUAAUACAUGGAAAUUAAAAUCAUAGAUAAAUUUUUGCAAAACCUAUUUGCAAAAUAUAUCUCCAAAGCAAUAUUGGAGCAAGAUUUUUGAAGCAAAAUAUUGAACUGGCUUGCUGUGAUCAGUAAUAUAAAAAGAAAUCUAUAAAGAGAUUCUUUAAUAUUUUUCUAUCAUUAAUUCUCUAGCCUAAAGUUUUUGCAAUAAACUCUCCAAUAAUCUUCUUGAAUUAAGAUUCUGGAAAAUUUAAAAAAAGCAUCUUCUUUAGAAAAAAAGAACCACGAAGUACUCUAUUUGUCUGGUACAUAUCUUACUACUUGGAUCAAGAUUUUGGAGUCGAAUUUUGGGACAAGCUUUCCUGUCUCCCGGAGGAAGACAAUGAAAGACAACAUGGCGAACUCUGAACAAUCUGUAGAUGCAAGAACUAUUCAAUCGCGUGGGAAAGUCUGCCAGGAACAUAGCGAGGAGAAUUGCCCGAGUGAGAAUGAACGUGAGUUUGAAUCGCUGGAGUACGAGGAGGAUGCAUAUUAUUCGAAGCUAACAACGACGCCGAGCUUCGACGACAUCGAUGAACUGGGUGACGAGGAGGUGGACGAGCUGGUGAUCCAUUGCUGGCGCGGCUCCAACGGCGAAAUCGACGAGAUUGUCGUGGAUGAUGGCAACCUGACCGUCGAGACAGAACUCCUGCAAGGAGAGUCACGUGACGGCCGCAAGAAGAAGCGAUCAAUCCGCGUGAUUUUCCAAGACUUUUCUAAACCCUACCUCGCCAAAAUCAGCAAUAGUCAAAAUUAUAAAAAGUUCCUCGAGCUGAUAAAGAAAAAAGGAGAAGACGCCUCGCUCCACUCGGGCGGUUCUCUGUCGCCAUCGUCAGAUAACAUAGCAAACGAGCUUCAAGGACUCACUUUAGAGGAGCAAGAAAAACAGAGGGCUGAUUGGAGUGCCGAAUUAGCAAAGGUCGAAGAAGAGAUACAGACCUUGAGACACGUUCUCGCCAGCAAAAUCAAGGUUUCGCAGGAUUUGAAGAGAAAGCUUGGCAUUAGUGUCUGGAAGGAACUCACCGACGAUGUCAAUCAGGGAAUUAAGAAUGUUAAGGAAAGCCACGUUUAUCAGAACGUCAGCGAGACAUUCAGUCGCUUAACCAGGACAAUCUCUGCGAACAGUGUAUUCCAAAAGACGGAAUCUGUACUGAAGUCCACGGCUGAAAAAACGACGAGUAUUUUGGGUGGUUUUGGUAGUGGCAUUACCAUGAAACUGGGCCAGAUGCGCAAUUCCGACAGCUUUCGAUCACUUGAGGAAAGAGUUGGAUCCGCCUGCGAGAAUAUCAAGACGAAAGUCGUGCCUUCAAGAUCCGGCUCGACACAGAGCUUCGACGAGGCUCUUCGGGAAUCAGAAGCAAUGAGGCGCGCAUCCGCAACCACAGCCACCAGCCCGACCAUUCCCGAGGAUAAGAUGCUCUCUUAGAGCUCGAAACUGCGCGAAAUCCAUGCAUCUUCUUCGCGCGAUACAAAGUGCUGAUACCGCGCUAUAAUUAUUACUGCGUUCGUCUAUUGCAAUCGCUUUAACGGGUGAAAUGGCGUAUUCGUGCACGUCGGAGUUAUUUGAUACUUUGUUCAAUCGAGACUUCGAUCACGUGCACGAUUCUACAAGUACUAUCCUAUUCUCUAUCCAAUAAAAGUAUAUUUUUUCUUGCACGCCAUUUCCACGUCUAUCCCUUCGCAGGAUCGCCUCUCUUUUUCUGGGCCACUCUCGGGACAUUUUAACGCAGUGUCCUAUACAAUUUUUAUACUUACUAAAGAACGCGUACUCGACGAUGAUCUGUUUUUCAAGUAAUGAAAUGCCUUUUGGAAUUCUUUUAUAAUUAUUGUGAUUUGUAAAUAUAUAAAUAAAAUAUAUUUGGGGCUCGAAUCGGAACUGAUUAUUUAUGUGUGUCGCGGGAAAAAUUUAAUUUUUGAUAAUAAAAUUAAUAAUGAAAUGAAAUUAAUAAAAUAAUGAAAUUUAUGUUGAAAAAGAAAUUUGCGACACGCAUAAGUCCCCCCUUUCAUCGUUGCACGAUAUAAAGUUUAAUUUUUUUUUCUUUUGAUGUCGGAAAAUAAUUGUAUUUAUUUGUAUCAAGUCAAUAUAAAUUUCGAAAAACGUACUUAUCUCUGCAAAUAUUCAUAGUGUUUAAUACUCGAAAUCUCAAUAAAUAUUACCGAUGUCCUGAAUCGACCUGAUAGAGCUGCCAAAAACAAAUAUCUUCAACGAUUUAUGAUGAAUGACCCGUCCACUGACAAUAUUUUACACUGUAUACUAAACAAAACUGUUCACUUAUUGUACAAAUUUAAUUAGUGCGAGUCAUUCGAAAUGUUCGCCAAAAGGCAAAUCAAAUUUCGAGAAAUAACACAUAACAAAUUUUAUUUUUUCUAUUUAUCUAAUUACACAGAAAAUUGUAGCAAAAUAACAGGAAGAUUGUAAAAAAACCAAACGAAUAAAGUUUGUUAUAUAAUGAAAGUCGCGAUAUUGUAAAUGAAGAAUAGUUUUCCACGCGCCGCGAAUGAUUUUAUCGGAAAUUAUACAGAAUGAGUCACCGGAAAACGGAAUAAGCAAAUGUCUUCGAAAUAUGACAAUUUGUUUUUUUCUCGAUAGGGACGUUUAACAAUUCUGCUUUUCAUCGACUUAUUCUGUAUGUUAGACUGAGAGAAAGUUCCUUGCGAUUCUCGGCUUCACGAAUGGAUACUUUUUAAGUGCGCGGAUAAUCUAAUGAUAGGAUUCGCAUGAAAUUCGAGAGAUAUUUUGUAUUCUAGCUUUACGGAUGGAUUAUCGACGACGUAUGGUGCGCGACAUAUGUUCUCUGGUUAACAUUAAUACGCAAUAAUUUACACGCGCAUUUGCGAAAGUAAAUUUGCGUAUGUACGUGCGUCGCAAGAAUGAUUGAUCGUUAAUAACGACAAUUUUCCGUGGUUCGUCGAUAAUGUCUACUGCAUAAUACUUUCUUGUUCAUAUUGAUAAAUAAAUUAUUUUACGAAAUGCUAAAA